Messenger RNA from Vicia faba (fava bean), 453 nucleotides. Lineage: Eukaryota; Viridiplantae; Streptophyta; Magnoliopsida; Fabales; Fabaceae. The record is from the annotation of a GenBank genome assembly.
AUGGGAGAAGAAAAAGAGAUGAAAGUGGUUGAAGGUUUAGAUCUUGAAAGGUAUAUGGGAAGAUGGUACGAGAUAGCUUCUUUUCCAUCAAGGAAUCAGCCAAAGGAUGGAUCCAACACACGAGCAACAUACAAACUCAACAGUGAUGGAACUGUUGAUGUUCUUAACGAGACUUGGAGUGGUGGCAAAAGAGGUAAUUAUUGGGUUUUGGCUAUUGCUCAUGAUUAUCAUUAUGCUUUGAUUGGUGAACCAACCAAGAAAUCCCUUUGGAUAUUAUGUAGGGAGACUCGUUUAGAUGAUGAUAUCUAUAAUGAACUGGUUGAAAAGGCAAAGGAAGAGGGAUAUGAUGUCACCAAACUCCGCAAAACACCUCAUACUGAUACACCGCCGGAGGAAGAAGGCCCCCAAGACAACAAAGGCAUUUGGUGGUUUAAAUCCAUUUUUGGAAAAUAG